Molecule: messenger RNA, 1623 nt
Organism: Plasmodium berghei ANKA
Lineage: Eukaryota; Apicomplexa; Aconoidasida; Haemosporida; Plasmodiidae
Product: L-seryl-tRNA(Sec) kinase, putative
Exons: 6
Coding region: 1-1623 (540 amino acids)
Molecular function (GO): tRNA binding; kinase activity
Source: RefSeq, a predicted model, not a curated record
AUGAAUUUUAUCUUAAUGUUUUAUGGCCCUCCAUGUAGCGGAAAAGAUACAUUAAUAAAAUUUCUGAUAAAAAAAAAAAAACAAAUUUUAUUUUUUAUAUACUUAUUAUAUAACUUAAAAGAACAGUACAUAUCAUAUAAAUAUAGUUAUGAAAAAAUAUUCUUUAUACAAUUAAUAAAAUAUUGUAACAAAAUAAAUAAACCUUUUAAAUUAAAUAAUAAACAUGGAGUUCGAAAAAUAAAUUUAUCAUUCUUUUCCUUAAUAUAUUUAUAUAAAACUUUCUUUGUCACAUUAUUCGAUUCUACAUUUCGUUCGAAUUUCCAACGAUAUCUUAACACAAUUUAUGCCAAAUUAAAAAAAGUGAAAAAAAAAAAAAAAAAUAAUAUUUCUUUACACACACAUAACUCCAUUAAACAUAAGCAUUCUUAUAAAAAUGAUGGAAUAAAUAGUGAAGAUAUUGAUAAAAAUAAUGUUACUAAAAUGUGUAUAAAAAUAAGUAGGAAAAAAAUAUUAAAUCAUAUAGUUAAACCCAAAACAUUUUUUAUAUUUUAUAAAAAAUUUAUUAAACAGAUUAAAUAUUUUCGUCAUUUUUUAUCAAAAUAUAAUAUUUCUAUUCAUAAUAUAUCAACAGAUAAUAUUGAGAAACAAUUUUAUUCUACAAAAAAUAAAAAAAGAUAUGUUAAUCAAUCUAAGAAAAUAAAAAAAAAUGAAAAAAAAAAUAUUGCAGUAAUAACAAAUAAAAUUAUUAUUUUUGAAAAACAAAAUCACAAAACUAAAAUAUAUUAUCCUAUAAUAAAAAAACGAUGUCUAAAAAAUAAACUUUUUUUUUUUUCAAAAACUAGGGAAAAUAAAAACAUAAAACCUACAUUAUUCAACCAAAAAAAAUAUUGGAAAAUUGCCAGAAAAAUCGCUUAUUUAUAUUGCUUUCAUUUAAUUAAUGAACAUAAAAAUACAAACAAAAAAAAUAGUUCUCAUAUAAAAUAUGAUCAAAAUAAAAUAAUUAUAUUAAAUGAUACUUUCCAUUUUCCUUCAAUGCGAAAAAAAUAUUAUUUGCUCUCUAAAAAAUAUAACUCUAUAUACAUCCAAACAUUUUUAAAUACACCAGUUAAAUUGUGUGUAAAAUUAAACAUAAAUAGAAACAAGUUUAAAUAUAUAUCUAAAGAAACUAUUAUAAAAAAUUAUUUAUAUCAUAAUAAAUAUGCAAUCAGACUUAAAAAUGAGCAAACAAAUAAUCAUAAAAUAAUUAAUUUUGUUAAGGCUACUCGAAAAUGGCAAGCAAAUACUAUAUCUAUACAAGUUAAUCGUUUAGAAGAUAAAAACAAAUUUAAAGAACUAUUAUUCUUUAUAUACAAAUAUUUUUCAAUUUUUAUAAAAGAAAUAAAUAAAAAAAAAACAGUCAUAAAAAAAGAAAAUCACAAUCCAGUAAUUCAAACAAAUGCUUUGGAGAUCAUUAAUAAAACUGCUAACAAAAUUAUUCAUGAGAAAUUAAAAAGUAUCCCAAAUGAUCAAAAGAAUGUGUAUGCUCAAAAAUACCGUCUUAUAAAAUUGCAGCUCUUAAAAGAAUGCAGGAUAGAUAAAACAUUUAAUGUAACAGAUAUAGAAAAUCGGUUUUUGACGAAUUAG